Molecule: messenger RNA, 641 nt
Organism: Plasmodium malariae
Lineage: Eukaryota; Apicomplexa; Aconoidasida; Haemosporida; Plasmodiidae
Source: the annotation of a RefSeq genome assembly
GUUUUUUUGAUUUUUUUUUUUUUUAUUAUUACAACUUUUAUAAUAGAAAUAUAUGAAAUAUUUACUUUUUUUCUUUUUUAGAAUAAGUUUAUCAGAUUUUCCGAUGAGAGCUAUACUCUUGGUAGCAAUUUAAGAUCCCUAUCUGAUUAUUAAAAUAUUGUAGUAUUAAAAGAAUAUAUACCUAAUCAUAGUGAAUGUGAAGAGAAUGAAUAUGUAACAUAAAAAUGGGGAAUACAAAAAGGAAAAAAACCUAAUAAAUCAUUAAAUAAGAAGGUUACGGGUUACGAUAAGGAAAAAAUGAAAAAACAUGAGUUAAUGAAAAUGAUUAUGAGGUCUUUCAAGAAUAAAAUAGAAAAAUUCGUCAUAUAGAUUUAAAAAAUAUAACACUUAGAAGUUACGCAUUUGGAGUUGAUUUUUUUUCUUUUUUUCUACUUGAAAAUAGGAUGCCUAUAUUAGAAGGAUUAGGUUACUUGAAAAUCUACAAACAAGUUAACCAUUAUUCCAAACUUAAACCUACUCCAGUAGAACACUUUAUUUGUUCAAUAUUUGUUGGAAUACUUAUGAUUUUAUUAGUUAUAAUAAUUAUAAUAACGAUAACUAAGAUCUUAAUAAAUAAUUAAAAAUAUAAAAAAAUUAAGUUG